GCCCCUGCAGCCUCGCGACCCUGGGGCUCCAAGUCUCCUCUCCAAAAAGGUCCUGACGUGAUGACCGCAGCGGGAAGCCCCUGGGGCUGGUUCCUAGGGUACCUCAUCCUCGGUGUCACAGGAUCCCAGGCCUCGGGUGCGGGCAGCCACAUCAUAAACGGCGAGGACUGCAUCCCUCACUCGCAGCCCUGGCAGGCGGCACUGUUCACGGAAGACGAAUUUUUCUGCGGGGGCGUCCUGGUGCAUCCGCAGUGGGUGCUAUCAGCCGCACACUGUUUCCAGAAGUCCUACACCAUCGGGCUGGGACUGCACAGCCUGGAGGCCAGCCAGGAGCCAGGCAGCCUGAUGGCGGAGGCCAGCUUCUCCGUACAGCACCCAGAGUACAACAAACCCUUUAUCGCCAACGACCUCAUGCUCAUCAAGCUGAAAGAGUCGGUGUUCGUGUCGGACGCCAUCCGGAACAUCAGCGUCGCCUCCCGAUGCCCGACCGCUGGGGAGUCUUGCCUCGUUUCUGGCUGGGGCCAGAUGGCGAGUGGCAGGCAGCCCCAAGUGCUCCAGUGCGUGAAUAUCUCGGUGGCGCCCGAGGACGUCUGCAGGGAGGUCUACGCCCCGGUGUUCCACCCCAGCAUGUUCUGUGCCGGCGGAGGACCGGACCGGAAGGACUCCUGCCGCGGUGACUCUGGGGGCCCCCUGGUCUGCAACGGGUCCCUUCAGGGCCUCGUGUCUUUUGGACAAGUCCAGUGUGGCCAACCCCACGUGCCUGGCGUCUACACCAACCUCUGCAAGUUCACUGACUGGAUACAGAAAACCAUUCAGCACAGUUAACUUCUGGGACUUGGACCCAAGGAACUCAACCUCCAAAUAUAUGCUGCAGAAGGAUUCCAGAAUCUGGGGCCACCCCGGUGCCUUCCUCCCUCAGACCCAGCAGUCUAGACUCCCAGCCCCCUCCUUCCUUAGCCCCAGGAAUCCAGUCCCACCAAGAAUCUUUUUCUCUACCCAGUGCCUCCUAGUGGCACAAUGUUGACUCAGCCUUACCACAGGCAGAGAAAGUUGGUUUUUCACUUUUGUCCCCUUCUCUUAAGCCCAAAAAUAAAGUCUAAGAGAAACACA
Messenger RNA from Hyaena hyaena (striped hyena), 1110 nucleotides. It is a transcript of the gene KLK4, whose product is annotated as kallikrein related peptidase 4. The record is from RefSeq and is a predicted model, not a curated record. The coding region runs from base 61 to 825 and encodes 254 amino acids. Gene Ontology annotation, molecular function: serine-type endopeptidase activity. Gene Ontology annotation, biological process: extracellular matrix disassembly; amelogenesis; proteolysis. Lineage: Eukaryota; Metazoa; Chordata; Mammalia; Carnivora; Hyaenidae. The transcript is spliced from 6 exons.